This is a messenger RNA of Glycine soja, 1652 nucleotides long. RefSeq lists its product as uncharacterized. The record is from RefSeq and is a predicted model, not a curated record. The coding region runs from base 139 to 1296 and encodes 385 amino acids. Lineage: Eukaryota; Viridiplantae; Streptophyta; Magnoliopsida; Fabales; Fabaceae. The transcript is spliced from 14 exons.
UUCCUUUCUUUCUCCAACCAACUUUCUCUUCUCCUAUUCCUUCCUUUCCAAUUGUUCCUUUUUCUUUUUCUUUCAUAAAAGUUACUAUUAUAUCCUCCCUUUCUGCUUUCUUUCGCUCACAAGACAAAGUUGAACGAAAUGAAGUCUUUCGGUUCUGUAACUGGUUUUGUCUUGCCAGACCCAAAGAAUAGGUUGCUCCUUUGGAGUGUCCUCAUCUUGGUUUCAUUGAUUUCUGGUGCUUAUUUCGUUGGUAAUGCAUUCUUUGCAAAGGAAUACAAACAAAGAUUAGCACGAUGGGGGCUAAUUCAUACAAUGCCACAUUCAAAAUUUAAUGCGUGCAAGAGACAAUGCUUGCCUUUUGGAAGUGAGGCAUUGCCUGAAGGAAUUAUUGCUAGAACAUCUAACUUGGAAAUGCGGCCCUUAUGGGACUCUGGUAAAGAUAAUAGAAUUUUAAAACGCCCAUUGAACUUGUUGGCUAUGGCAGUAGGACUUAAGCAGAAAGAAAUAGUCAACAAAAUUGUUGAAAAGUUCUUGUCAAGUGGUUUUGUUGUGAUGCUUUUUCAUUAUGAUGGUUUUGUGGAUGGAUGGAAGAGUUUAGCCUGGAGCAGUUGUGCCAUACAUGUAUCUGCUAUCAAUCAAACAAAAUGGUGGUUUGCAAAGCGGUUUUUGCAUCCAGACAUAGUUGUUGAAUACAAUUAUAUAUUUCUUUGGGAUGAGGAUCUUCUUGUUGAUAAUUUUGACCCAAAAAGGUAUUUAUCUAUUGUUAAAGAAGAAGGACUUGAGAUAUCACAGCCAGCUCUGGAUCCUACCAAAUCUGAAGUACAUCAUCCACUGACAGUCCAUAAAGCAGUAUCAAAAGUGCACAGAAGGUAUUAUAAAUUAAAAGGUAGUGGAAGGUGUGAUGACAAAAGCACUGCUCCUCCUUGCAUUGGUUGGGUGGAAAUGAUGGCACCAGUGUUUUCUAAGAAGUCUUGGCAAUGUGUAUGGCAUUUGAUCCAGAAUGACUUAAUCCAUGCAUGGGGCCUGGAUAGGCAGCUUGGCUAUUGUGCACAGGGAGAUCGAAUGAGAAAUGUUGGUGUGGUUGAUUCUGAGUACAUAGUUCAUCUGGGUCUGCCUACUCUUGGGGGCUCAAAUGGCAAUGAGGCGCCAUCAGACUCCCCAGGAGAUAAUAGAGCUAAAGUUAGGAUGCAGUCAUACAUUGAAAUGCAGGUUUUUGGUAAAAGGUGGAAAGAUGCAGCAGAGAAAGACAAAUGUUGGAUUGAUCCGUAUGAACAGGCAAACAAGACAAGCCAUUAGUGUAUUUUGUGAGGCUUUAAGUGAUCAAAAUCCAAGUACAGUGUCCAUGUUCAUAAUCAGCUUUUGUUUUCUAGUCUUCGUUAGAGCUUUUGAUUUGAUAUCUCAGGUGUGGGAUCUCGUAAGAGUUUGCAGGAACAUUGCUUCCUUUACCAUUAUUUUACUUUCGUUUUGUCAUCAAGCCAUUCAUUUCCUUAAAUAUUGGUGUACAUAGGGUGGUAUAGAGUUGUUUAUAUGGCAGCAGAAAAAUGUGGCAUAGAUUUUUUUUUUCAUCCGUGAAGUCAAUGUAAAGCGGUUGCUUGUAUGAAAUAAUCUAUAAUUUUCUCGGAUCCAAUUAGCUUUACACCUUAUUCUUGGUA